CAAGUAGAGAUAGAUAAGCAACGUGUGAGAUGAGGAGAGGAUUAUACAAACACAAUGUUAGGAUUAAUACACAGCUGAGAUCAGCUCAGCCGGUAGUCCAGAGACCUGUAGCCUCUCACCAAGACCUCGUCUACCUGGGGACACGAUGAAGCCAUUCGAGGGGUGAACUGGACUCGGGGCGGGGUCAUGUACGUCCUGUGGACCCUGGCGGUCCUGACCCUCCACAGCCUCUUUAAGAACCUUAACAAGGCUGUGGAGCAGGGUGCCACCUCGGAGGCUGUGAGGCGGAAAGGUAGUCCUGAAGAUGAGGGUGUCACUGGUCAUGGAGGUGAUCCCGUGAAGAUGGUGGAUUACAGAGGAUGGACAAGCAGCAGAGCUGAGGGGACGGGGCGACGAGAAGGAAACGUUCAAAAUAUCCUGAAGAAUAGGAAACGAGUUCAGCCGGUCCAGCGGUCCAGCCCUCUGCUCAGUCCGGCGGUCAUGUUUGGCACUAGAAAGACCUGGGACCUCGGCCACGCCCCCUGCCUGCAGGAGCUCUGGAAGAAAGACAUCUCAUUGGAUGCAAGCUCAGUGGACUUCCUGAUGAGUGAUGGUGAAGACGACGGCUCCUUCUUGUCUCUGCCCUCUGCUGCCUUCUCACAGCGCCCGUCUCUGACCAAGGAGCUGACUGAAAUAAACGCACCCAGCCAGCAGCUGCUCAUCCAGACUCUACAGGACAAAGUGUGCGAGUUCCAGGCUCGUCUUCACGCUGAGGAAGUUGCCCGUCGCCUGCUGCUCCAGCAGCUCCAGCAGCAGAGUGUCCAGGAGAAGUUGUGUGGAGGUGGAGGUGGAAGUGGAGGUGCAAGAGGUGUCCAGGAGUUGCAGGAGGAGCAUCUGUCGGCUCCACACAACGGUGAACAACCUUCCGUUCAUCUCAUCUGUCCCAAAGAAGAGCAGCUCAUUACUCAGCUGCGCACACAGGUGAAGGAGCUGGAGGAGAAGCUGUUGGAUCAGACUCAGGAGGUGGAGAGACUUCGCUCUGAACUGGGGGCGACAGACCUGGAGAAGCAGCUGGAGCUGCUGAUGGUGGAAAAUGAGCGUCUGAAGCAGGAGCUGAAGUCAUGCAGGAGCUCAGAGCUUCAGAAUAUUGACGCUGCAGCAGAGACAUGCAGCGGCAGCCACUGCCCUCACAGCCAGGAUGCCAAGUCCCUUCAGAGGGAGGUUUCCCGCUGGGAGAGCCAGGCCCGGCAGAGGGAGCGGCGUCUGGCUGAGCUAGAGAGGGAGCUGCUGGAAAAAAGCUCCAGAGUGGAGGCUCUCCACCGACAGCUGGACGACUCCACCCGGCAGCUGGAGGAGUCGCAGCAGCGGCAUGGGGAAGCUGAGCAGAAAAUCGCCCUGCGACUGCAGGAUUGUGAGCAGGAGCUGGCCAGACAGGCAGCAGCGCCCCCCAGAGUCAAGUAUGUGACUCAGACGGUGGAAGUGGAGUCGGCUGAGGCUCAGAAAGCUCUGGCUGAGAUGCAGAAGAAGAACGGCGCCCUGCAGGAGCAGCUUUCCGUCCAGAGGCAGCUCCUGAGGGAGCUGGAGACGCAACUGCACGAGUCACAGAGGACCUGCGCGCAGCUCAGGACACAGAUCCUUGUAUACGAAGGAGAGAUGGAGCGAGCUCAGGGUCAGCUGGAGGUGGAGAUGCAGAAUCUGGAGGAGGAGAAGAACCGAGUGAUCGAAGAGGCGUUCAUCAGGGCUGAGAGCGAGAUGAAGGCUGUCCACGAGAACCUGGCCGGUGUGCGCAUGAACCUGAUGAGCCUCCAGCCCGCGCUCCGAACACUCACCUGCGACUACAACUGUUUAAAGAAGCAGGUGCAGGACUUCCCCUUCCUGCUGGAUAAAGCCAUCGCUGAGGCAAAACGCGAGAUAUGUCAGGUGAUCAGUGAGGUGAGCAGCACAAACCAGGAGCUGUUGCGUAAAUACAAGAGAGAGAUGAACCUCAGGAAGAAGUGUCACAACGAGCUGGUUCGACUCAAAGGUAACAUCCGUGUUUUCUGCCGGGUCCGCCCUGUCAGUCAGGAGGAGCAGGACGCUGCUGAUGCCAAAACCAUGCUGAGCUUUGACUCAGACGAUGACACUAUCCUCUACCUCUCCAACAAGGGCAAAAUCAUGACCUUUGAACUGGACAAAGUGUUCGCUCCUCAGGCCACACAGGAGGAGGUGUUUCAGGAAGUGCAGUCCUUAGUAACUUCCUGUAUCGACGGCUAUAACGUCUGCAUCUUUGCCUACGGACAGACGGGCUCUGGAAAGACUUACACCAUGGAGGGUGUGGCUGACAACCCUGGCAUCAACCAGCGAGCACUCCGCCUGCUCUUCUCUGAAGUAACGGAGAAAGCUCCAGACUGGGACUACAAGAUCACAGUCAGCAUGGUGGAGAUCUACAAUGAGACGCUACGGAACCUGCUGGGUGAUAAUCCCACCGACAAACUCGACAUUAGGAUGAAACCUGACGGCAGUGGGCAGCUCUACGUCCCCGAGCUGACAGAGUUCCUCGUGCAGAGCCCUGAAGACAUCAACAGGGUGUUUGAGUUGGGUCACAUGAACAGAGCGACGGCCUGCACCAACUUGAAUGAACACAGCUCCCGCUCACAUGCUCUGCUCAUCAUCACAGUGUGUGGGUGCAACACUGCUACUGGGGACCGCACACAAGGUAAGCUCAACCUGGUGGACCUGGCGGGCUCGGAGAGGAUCGGUAAGUCGGGGGCGGAGGGCAGUCGCCUCAGAGAAGCUCAGUGCAUCAACAAAUCUCUGUCGGCACUCGGCGACGUGAUCAACGCACUCCGGGGCAAACACUCCCACGUCCCUUUCCGAAACUCCCGCCUCACCUACCUGCUGCAAGACUCGCUGAGUGGAGACAGCAAGACACUGAUGAUGGUGCAGGUGUCUCCGUUGUCCAGCAACAUGAGCGAGUCGGUCUGCUCGCUGAAGUUCGCUCAGCGUGUUCGCAGCGUUGAGCUGAACUCCUCGUCUUCGUCCACCAGGAGACAUGAGAACUCGUCCACCUCGUCCUCGCCUACGCACGACAGUGUUGAGCUGGACUCUCCCCCAGUGACCCCGGUCCCUCUCCCCAUCUCUCGAGCGAGCAGUGUCGGCAGCACUCUGUCCUCUGCCUCCAGGACCCCCAGCAGCUCCCGCAGGAGGUCCCAGUCGCAGCUGUCCACAGACAGACAGGUAGACAGAGCCAUCCCUUUGGUGGGGGACAGUGGCCAGGACGACUGAAGUUGGUGGCCUGAGAGACCCAGAAAGUGCACCGUGGGACAUCUGGGUUUGACUGCAGGGUGUCGGCAAACACCCUGAGGGACUGUCCCUGCCACUUCCACCCCACCCUCUGUUCGGAGCAGGAUGAAGGAGCAAAGACUGAUGGGAAGCUCCACUGACUCUAAACUCUUUCAGCAGAGAACAUGGCCAAAUGUUUUGAUUUCCGUGUCUUCUCGCUGUAAUGAAGGACAUUUAAAGUCAAAAAGACUCGUGAUUUGAACUGAACUAGAAAAAUCAACACGUCUUUCCCAUCCUAAAACAUCAGUAUAUGCUUUCCAAUCACAGUAUUUCUUUUGUUUUUUUGUAACAUUGCACUUUACAAAAUCUAGUUCAUUUGAGUAUAAUAUAUGCAUUAAUGGUUAUAUAUUUAUGUUUGACAUGCUUUAAUCUUGUUUUUUUUCAUUUUCAUUCUUUUCUCUCUUUUUUUAACCCUUUGGUGGAAGGAUUCAGGCUUCGUGAAAAAAAAUUGAGGUUGAUCUUAAUUUUGAGAUGAAAAUUUCCUGAAAUUUCACAGAGAAGUGAAAUGAAUCUCUUUUUUUUUUUUUUAUCACAUCUGUGCCAGAGGCAGGCUCUGUGUCCUCAAACUCAUCCUCAUCUUCAGUCAGGGUACUCCACCGAUACCGAGCUGUCCGUUUGGACUUGAGCAAUACACAGAAAUAGUCGCAUACAUGCUCAUUGUUUUUCAAACGUCUACUGGUCCUGUGGAUUUUGUUUUGUUUUUUCUUAGUAGUACUAAAACUUUUUGUUGAGAGUGGACAAAUCUUCACCUUCCUCCAGCUCAUUGAAGUCAAGGAAAAGACACUUAAAUCCCCCCCCCCCCCCCCCCCCCCCCGCAAACAAUUCCUCUCUAUGUGAUCCUGCUGUCGUCUCAUCACUCUUGCAGAAAACAAAUCUAGUUAACCACAGGUGACCUUUGUCUCAAACUGAACAGAUCAGUUGUUGUUGUUGUUGUUGUUGACCAGGUGCUGAGCAUAAUGUGACGAAGAGCGCUAAACUAAAGUUGUAGAAAACAGGAAUGCUUAGAAAUGCAAUGAUGCUGCUGUGUGCCGUUGACUUGAUGAUCAACAUGUCUGCUUGCUUUGACUCCGCUGUAGAUCUCUACAGUUGGAAUUUUUUGUAUUCCCUUUUUAAUAAACUCUCCAAAACAAACGUGUGUCAGA
Messenger RNA from Solea solea (common sole), 4442 nucleotides. It is a transcript of the gene kifc3, whose product is annotated as kinesin family member C3. NCBI's taxonomy places the organism in Eukaryota, Metazoa, Chordata, Actinopteri, Pleuronectiformes, Soleidae. The transcript is spliced from 22 exons. The record is from RefSeq and is a predicted model, not a curated record. The coding region runs from base 187 to 3243 and encodes 1018 amino acids. Gene Ontology annotation, molecular function: microtubule motor activity; ATP binding; microtubule binding. Gene Ontology annotation, biological process: microtubule-based movement.